AUGUUCGAAAAGCUCAUUCGGGACACAAUUCUGAAACAUUUAGUUUCAAAUAGACUUAUAUCUGAGGAGCAAACUGGUUUUGUUCCAAACAAAUCAUGCACAACAAAUCUUAGUGAGACAAUUGACACAAUUACAUUUGAAACUGCAAAAGGUAAACCGUUAUGCGUCAUAUAUCUUGACUUCGCAAAGGCUUUUGAUAAAGUAGAACACAAAAGAUUAUUGACAAAGAUUAAAGCGUAUGGUAUAACUGGUAAAAUAUAUAACUGGAUUGAAAGUUUUCUUGCAAAUAGGAAACAAAGAGUUGCUAUUAGUAAUACUUUUGUUGUGAUACCCAUUAGUGAUACCCAUUCAGUGAUACCCAUUCAGAAUGGGUAUCAGUUACCAGUGGCGUGCCUCAGGGUUCUGUUUUGGGUACAAUGUUGUUUCUACUAUUCAUAA
Hydra vulgaris (swiftwater hydra) is the source of this 438-nucleotide messenger RNA. RefSeq lists its product as uncharacterized. The record is from RefSeq and is a predicted model, not a curated record. Lineage: Eukaryota; Metazoa; Cnidaria; Hydrozoa; Anthoathecata; Hydridae.